GCUCUGCGGUUGAUCGGGAGUUUCUGUAUAUAGAAGAAGGUGCGUGCGCUUGCCGCUCUGGACUCGUGCUCUUCGCGCCGGGGGUGAGGAUGACGUGAGUUCCACAGAAACUCCCUCAAAUCAUAUUUUCUUGUAGGAAGCAUUCGGGAACCGAACUUACUUCCAUUCUGUAAACUGUACUACCGAUCAGCGAUGGUUGUGAGAACGGCGCUCGUGCUGCUCUUCGCGUCGUCGCUAUAUGAGCAGUGCCUUGCGCUUCAGAGUUCGCCCCUGAAUGAUGAAGGUCUCGGGUUAGAGGACGACGGCGACGACAUUGACGAGUCUGUUGACGAAGAGAUGCUCAAAAUGUAUGCCAGGUACCGCACAGGCGUCCGUCACAUCGGCAGUAUCAGCAUCGUCACCGUGGAGACCCGGGCUGGCGAUCCGAUGAAGCUGCCUGGCAGGAAUGCGGGCGCAGGAGCAGACACAUCGGUCAAGAAUGUUGGCGUGGGCCAUCCCUGGAAAUACUACCGUACCAAAAACGGCCUGAUGCUCAAGUGGAUUAACGAAACUUUCCAGAAGGACCCCGAGACCAUGGCGAUCAUGAUCGACGGUGGUGACAUGGUCUUUGGUGGAUGUGACGAACAGUUCUUGUCGAGGAAGUACAAAGAGAUUCUCAAGGCCAGCGGAGGAGGGAGCAACAUGAAGAUAGUAAUGAGCGCAGAGACAGCCUGCUUCCCGAUCGACAUGGGUUGGCGCUUCCGUGAGAACGCCACUUGGGAGAUGCGGCGUUCGGCAGUCAACAAGCAGGUGGAGAACCUCCCAGACGACUGGGUCUUACCCUACACGCCGUGCAGUGACAAAAAGGUUGCCCCAUGCGACGCGAAUAACAUUGGGUACAGGUACCCGAACUGGGGUUGGGUCAUGGGCCCUGUGAAGGACCUCUUGCCGCUUUUCGAGUUCGUGUACAAUAAAGGCAUCCGGGGCUCCAUGGAUCAGGCGAGAGCUCAGUGGUGGAUGCUCUACAACCCGGACAGGGCCACCCUGGACUACGCGGGAAGCUUGGUCUUGAGCACCCAUCAGAUGGCCCAUGGGCGGCCAGAAUCUAAGGCGCCUCUCGAGAUUAAACUGGACGAGAGAAACCAGCCAUUCAUCCUCAACAAGAUCACCAAACAGCCAUGCUGCUUUGCGCACGGCAACGGCAACGGCGAGGCGCUCAUCGGUUCGCUUGCUCGACGGAUGAAUAAUCUUACGGGUGCUGUGUGAACAGGCCACGCCCAGAUCGUUUGCUGGUUAUUCGGAUUAUGCGAGGAUGUGCUUUGAUUUGGUCCUCGUUGCUGAGCUGUGUGACCCGCCAUGCUGCAGCAUGUGACCAGGCUGCUAUGGAAGUUGAUGGUUCAUCAGCGGCGGAAGCGGGGAGGGCUGGCGACCUCUCGUGAGCAUCCCGACGUUGGGCCCCCUGGCGCCGCUGGCGCCCCCUCCGAGAGCAUCCCGACAGAGCCCCCCCCGCGCGCAAUCCCGAGACGGCGCGCGGGGCGGCGCCAGGAGGCCCCAGCGGGGACGCUGCCCCUCCGGCCCGAGGGCGUCGGUCCUGGCCAAAGCCUCGCCGAAGCCUGGCUCGCUGUCGCUGGCGCGAGGCCGCACAAUCCCGCGACGGCGCACACGGCGGGG
Messenger RNA from Prorocentrum cordatum, 1650 nucleotides. Lineage: Eukaryota; Dinophyceae; Prorocentrales; Prorocentraceae. The record is from the annotation of a GenBank genome assembly.